Molecule: messenger RNA, 2995 nt
Organism: Schistosoma rodhaini
Lineage: Eukaryota; Metazoa; Platyhelminthes; Trematoda; Strigeidida; Schistosomatidae
Source: the annotation of a GenBank genome assembly
AGAGGGAGAGCGGACUCUCCCCACUCUCGACCGUACCAGGGCAUUUGGUGUACACAAUUCAGUCAUCCUAAAGGUGUAAUUUUUAGGAAGAAAUUUGUUACAUUAGAAUUUUGUAUAUCAUGUCACUGGUAUGAAUUAUAUGUUUGUUUGACUUUGAACUACACUGUAGUUGUUUGAUAAUGGUGGUUAACAAUACGCAGCUACCGAGGCUGAAGUAAUUAAGGUAUGAUAUUAAAACCCACUGCUUACUCAUUGAAAGCUCAUUUUUACCUUAUAAAUAGCGUUCACAUGUAUAUUGGUUUUUCUGAUUUAUCUUUUCAGUAAAAUUUCCACACAAACCGAUUAUGUCGUUUACAACUGAGACCGAUUCAUCUGAUCAUCCACAUCCAUGUGAUGAACAUAUAUCACCUGGCAAUGAGGAUGAUGGUGGUGAUUCCAGUCUUACUUUACCUGCUGAAGCACAGUAUGAUCCAACAUUGACUGGAGCAGAAUAUUAUCAAACCGGUGGUUAUUGGCAUAUUGGAACACAAAUGAUGGAUUGUUUAUUUCAAACUGAUAGGAUUGCAGAUGUGGCUUUUGAUCCUCUAGAAGAAUUAAUCUGGUGUGUGACACGUACAGGUCAAAUGAGUGCAUUCUAUUCAACUACCAUGGAACGUUAUAUAACACUUACUGUACCAUUGAUUUCGGAUGUGAAUUCACUUGAAACUGCCACACCAUAUACUGGGUUAAAACAAGUCUUUCCUUCGCCUCGUCCGAUAGAACAUUCUGUUUUUGUUUUGGCUAAUAAUGCUUUACAUGCUUAUACAAAAAUGGGUAGACCAUUAGCUUCUGUUGUACAUAAAUCCAUGCUGGAGUUAGAAUGUUUAGCUGUAACUGGUCCUACUGGUACCUUGAUGAGUGGGUCCGGUAUUAGAGGAGCUGGUAAUGGUCUGGGGAAUUUUGCACGAUUUUUCUUGGGUGGUCUUCAACCAACCCUACUAGAAGUAGAUGCUGUAGAACGUUGGGGCGAAGUAAUCAAUACAAUAGAUGUUGGGAUUGGUGGGUCUGUAGUGCUUCGACCAUUCAGUGGUGGCUUAUGCGCUGGAAAUACAAAUGGAAAAGUUAUGAUAAUCGAUUCACGAACCAGUCAUGGUAUUGUACGUGAAUUAGAUGCACAUACUGGUGAAAUCUCUGAUAUGACAGUUGAUGCGAAUAGUCAUACAUUGGUCACUUGUGGAUGGUCACGUGUCGGUGAUUCUGGAUUACGUGUGGACCGCUUGUUAAGAGUAUAUGAUCUUCGGUCGGGUCGUGCUCAAGUCCCACUCUCUUCAUCACUAGAUCCAUGUUUUGUUCGAUUUAUACCUGGUUGCAGUGAUAGUUUAUUGGCUACUUCACAAACUGGUGCUUUUCAAACUAUACAGUGGGGUAAAAUUGCGUUUUCCCCCAAUGAUUUAGGUCAAUUGUGGUUAGGUUACGACCGACUAGUUGCCACAGAUUUAUCACAAAAUGGGAAUUGUGUCGUUUUCGCCACUGAAGCUGGACAACUACAUUUAUAUAUUCAUGACAUAAAUUUAUGCCAAUUCAAUACAUCACCGUUACCUACAGAAUUCGCUUCUCCAUUUCCAGAAAGUUUGUGGCCUACAAAUACACUGCAAACUACGAUCCCAGUAAAUUAUUCACUGAUGAUUUUCGAUGAUCCUACUAGUACACUGUAUGGUAGCAAUUUAGCUGGAAUUGGUAAAACAGCUGCUGAAUCAGUUGGCUUACAAAUGUUAGCUGCUUCUUUACAUCAACCGCCUGAAAGUUUAUCCAGUCCAGACUUUCUAAAUCUUGUUGAACGUCGUAAAGCGGAAGCAGCACGUGAAGCGGUUCUUACUGCUUAUAAACCAAUUGAAUAUGACGAUUAUCGUUUUUCAUUAGCCAAUGUUCCUUUUAUCGCUUAUCCACCACCAAUAUUCGAUCCAACGAAUAAUCAAAUUGAAGAUGAAUCAAGUUGCAUAUGGAAAACUAAACUGGAUACAAUGUGUACAUCGGAUUGGCCAGAAGAUUUGAAUGAAUCACAGCACAAAAUAAUGAAAGAAGUUGAUCCUGAUCUUUUAAAUAAUGCCAAUAGAAAACGAGCUGUACGUAAGCCAUCUCAAUGGGGAACUGUAUGGCAUCCAUAUUCCACGGAUGAAGUAACAGUGAACUCAUACACUACUCAAAAUAAUAAUAAUCUUGAUGAUAAUAGCUUGGAAACUGGAUGUUCUAUUCCAUUGCAAUUAGGUCGUUUCGAACAUGUUGCAAUGAAAACAACAAUCAACACUACCAUCACCACUAACAUCAUCACGGCAAGUACAUCAUCCACAUCGACAGCGGUCACCAAUAACAAAUAGCCUACAUUAACAUAGUCAUGUUAUCGUUAUCAUUAAAAUGCAUUUCAGUUGUUUGUUUCGGUUAUUGUCAUUCUCUUUUUUCUAUGUUAACAAGGCUUCAUAAUGAAGUUAUUCACACCACUACAUUUCCACCGAUGGUUUGAUUCACCUUUGGUAUAUAUAUAUACAAUUAACAACAGAACUUACAUUGUCCAUUGACAUCAAGUCACCAAUCAUCAUGUAUAAUCAAUUUUAUUUUAUAUACUUACUAUCAGAAGUAAUACUACUGAAUAGUUUUGUUAGUAGUUUAGAUUAUGUACAAAUGUUUAGAUUUUUCCCCUACAUUAUAUGGUAGUAUGGUAUUUCUUAUUCCUCUGUAUUGAUUAUACUUAGUUCAAAUCGUCUUUUACUGUUUUUUUUACAUUAUAUAUAUAUUAAUUGAUUAGACAGGUUUCCUUUUCUCAGUUCAGAAAACCAUACCCGUGAGGGGGGGGGUUACUGUUUUUUUUAAAUUAAAAAAAGACUCCACGGCUUUUUUUCCACAUUUUAACUAUUAUUUUUACGAACUCUUCAUGAAGGAAUCAAUGAGAAACAAUUGUUUAGACAAUGAUUGUCUGAUACUUUUUUUUUACAAAAGAAGUUUUUCAUGAAUAGUUUUGUUU